Musca vetustissima is the source of this 2430-nucleotide messenger RNA. RefSeq names its product GATA zinc finger domain-containing protein 14. NCBI's taxonomy places the organism in Eukaryota, Metazoa, Arthropoda, Insecta, Diptera, Muscidae. Gene Ontology annotation, molecular function: translation activator activity. The transcript has 4 exons. The coding region runs from base 63 to 2330 and encodes 755 amino acids. Gene Ontology annotation, biological process: regulation of translational initiation. The record is from RefSeq and is a predicted model, not a curated record.
GUAGUGUGGGUGGCAUAUCGAGUCUUCGUGAAAUCAGUGAUUAUCUGCUGCCCAAUGGCGGUAUGAUAAAUUUGGCACCGGGUCAGUGCCCUUAUGAUCAUAUCAUUGAAAUGAUACGAGGUCUAGAUCUCGACGACGAUGGCAUUACAAUGAAUCACAAAAUCAAAUCGAUUGAAAUGGAUUUUUGUAAUAUUGUUCAGGAUGAGAAUAUGCUUUGUGAAUCAAUGGCCUAUAUUAAUGACAAAGCUCUUGAGGAUGGAGAGACGGCAUUAAAAUUUGCAUUAUUAUUUGCCUCACGUAAUUUCGAUGUCUUGGCCAUGAAAGAGACCAAGGUGCGCACGGCCAUGUUAACCCUGCUGCAAAAGAAUUUCGUCAAUUCGGAAAACUAUCGACUAUAUGAUCGUGAACGUUUGUAUAAUUCUAUAAUAUUGCUAGGUGAAUACUAUCAUCGAGUGCGUUUGGCUGACAAUGCCCCCAUAACAAUUUUGGGCGAAUCCCUGCUAAGUCUUUUGAUUCGAGAAAUUAGCGAGGAGAAAAAUGUCAAUAAUGUUAAAUUGGUAAAAUUGAUAUUGUCACAAAUUACCCUAAAUGGUGGCCUAUUGCGCAAUCUACACAAUGCCGAUCUAUCACAACUUUUAUAUCUGAUACGAAAGAACUUGAUUGAACAGCCAAAUUUGAAACCGAACGUCAAAGCCAUUAUGUUAAUGACUUUGGAUUUGUUUUAUAGUAAUUUUGAAAGUCUCGGUUCACAGUUGGAGGGUAUGUAUUCGAAAUAUCUGAUAAUGGAAGAUGAUGAUGACCCGGAGGAUAUGGGUAAUAAUAAUCAAAAUAUGUCAUCACCACCUGCUCAACAACAAACACAACAACAGUCUCCAUAUUCUAACAAUACCUGCCCAACAACAAAUAAUACACAACGUCAAGGCUAUAUAAAGGAAACGUCGUGUAACAAUUACGAUGAAGUUCCCCUGCCAUCAUCUUCAAAUAACACCAGCUAUGAAAAUGGUGAUUCGGGAAAUGUCAACGAUAAUACCGAAGAAGAUCAUGAUAAUUACAAGCGAUGGAAUGAUCAGGAAUGUGGAGAUUCUUUGGAAGAGUGUGACAUCAAUGUCGGUGGUGGUGGUAAUAGUGCCACUAAUCGUGGUGCUACAUACCGACAUGAUGACCGCGACCAGUUGCAUUCGUCCAAUAGCCGACAUGAAAAUGAUCCAGAUCGAGAUAGUCGUAAUUCAAGGCGUUCAUAUCAACCCAGACAAUCGCCAAGACCCUUGAAUCAGAACUAUAAUCGACAACAACAACAUGAAAAUCAACAACAUGCUAGGGACUCACAGAAUAGUGGUAAUGAGGAGCGUGACGAAUCAAAACCCCUGCCACGUUGGCGUGCACCACGUUUCAAUCGUGAUGAUCAACACAAAGACAAUCGUAGUCGUAAUGUACAGCGCCGAUUCAGUGGCAGCUUCGAUGAUGAUCGUCAAAGUGUACGCAGUGACGGUGGCAGUAUCCGUCUGUAUAGUAUAAAUGAUCGUCUCAAACAUGCUCAAGAGAAAAUCGAACGGUCCGGCAAUCCAAGCACUUAUACGGGCAUUGCAAAUUCUAAUUGGGAUCGCCAGUCACAACGCGAUGAUCGCAGCGAACGUUCGUAUAUGAGUAAUUAUGAACGUGGCAAUAAUCAUCGUCGUGGUGGCCGGCACUACAAUCAACGCCCAAUGUAUGAUAAACCACCACGUUUCCAAAAGAAUAAAGGUGCUGCUGCGGCGAACAAUCACAAUGGAGGCGGUGGUGGUGGCGGUGCUAUGGAUAAAAAUCAGUCAUCCGAUACGUGGAGACGUUCGAAUAGCAAUCUUAAGUACUAUGAUGAAAAUUCACAAUACAAUAAUACAAAUGGUCCGGAAUCGAAUAGUCGCAGUUCGUCACGGGCUCGUACAUUGCCACGACCGGCAAAAUCUAGAAUGGAUGGCAGUGGUCCGGGUGGCAAUUCAUACAGACGUAGUCAAAGUCCCAAUAGCUAUCAAAGUGGCCGUGGAGGUGGUGGCGGCAAUCAUCACAACAGUCACAAUCAUCAAAACAAAAACCGGACACGCCACUUUGGCCAACGCUACAGCAGUCAAAGUAGUUUAGCUAGCGAAGCGUCCAGUACAUUUGAUCGCCAUACGCAGCAUCAUAGAAAUCGUUCAUUUUCCAGACGCAAUCCUUCUUCCGCCAUGCACCAGCAAUCCGAACAGCCACCACCACAACAGCAAACACAACAUAUCCCGCCACCACCGCGUAAAGAGAAGGAGAACGAAGACGAUUGGACAGACAAUGAGGCGACAAACAGUGAAUUGAUUCCAUGAAGAAACAUUUCACAGAAAAGCAUUAACAACGGCUACCUAUCUGUGUAUUUAAACGUUUACCACUUGAUAGAACCUUAACGUCGGAACGCAUCUUUCCAAU